Molecule: messenger RNA, 12313 nt
Organism: Orbicella faveolata
Lineage: Eukaryota; Metazoa; Cnidaria; Anthozoa; Scleractinia; Merulinidae
Product: transformation/transcription domain-associated protein-like
Biological process (GO): DNA repair; regulation of DNA-templated transcription
Cellular component (GO): nucleus; NuA4 histone acetyltransferase complex; SAGA complex
Molecular function (GO): protein binding
Source: RefSeq, a predicted model, not a curated record
AUGAGAGAGGUUCAAGCACAGCAACAAUCAUCUCAACAAUCCUCUUCUAGUUCAUCCAUGUCAUCUGUGACGACCACGUCCACUACGGCUGCUGAUCGCAGCUCGUUGUCUAGUGCCCCUUCAACAUCCACUGCAUCAAGUUCUACUUCCACUGGAGAGACGCAGUCUUCCGAGAAGCAGGACCAAGACACAACAAAGUGUAUGUGGGACUAUGACCAAGUGUCUAUAGUUAUGGGGGGAAGUCAUGAUUUGUUGUAUCAAGAGUUUUUGCCCCUGUUACCAAAUCUGCUCCAAGGUCUCAACAAUCUUCAAAGUGGAAUCCAUCGUCAAUAUAUGAAAGACCUGUUUGUGGAGCUGUGCCUCACUGUACCUGUCAGACUGAGCUCUUUGUUGCCAUAUUUACCCAUGUUGAUGGAUCCUCUGGUAUCUGCUUUGAAUGGAUCCCAGACACUUGUCAGUCAGGGCUUAAGAACAUUGGAGCUGUGUGUUGAUAACCUUCAGCCAGAUUUCUUAUACGAUCACAUUCAGCCGGUCAGGGCAGAACUGUUUCAAGCACUUUGGAAAACUCUUCGCAAUCCACAUGAUAGUAUUGCCCAUGUUGCAUUCAGGGUCUUGGGCAAGUUUGGUGGUGGCAAUAGGAGAAUGCUAAAAGAACCACAGAAGGUUAGUUUGUGUGAGAGCUUGACUCAUAAACCAGUUGUAUUUACAUUUUUGUUAACACACAUUGCUGGAACAGUGGACAGUGCAAAACAGACAUUAGAGUCUCUUCUUAAGCAGUGUAAUGAGCCGCAAGCUGAUGAGGCCCAAUGUUCUGUAUCUGUACUUGCCAAGAUUUACAACUCAUCAGUUCACAGCAUCAUGCUUCCCCACAAAGCAAUUCUGGAGGACAUGAUUCCACCCAAGAUUAGCAGGAAUAUUGGUAACAUUAUUGCUGGUGUUAAUCGUCUUUCCCAGGGUUACUCAGUUGAGCAAAAGAGAGCUGUCUUCUUCAAAUUCGUGGAGCUGUUUCAUGAUCAGAAUUUUCCACAAGAACUUAAAGCCAAGGCCUUGCAGUAUGUACUAAUCCCCAUGUUUCAAGUGUCGUUUGAACGUGGAGAGGGUGAUGCCCUGAUAGGCGGACCCCCCAGCCCAGAACAGGACAGUAACGAAAAUGUCAUCAGUGUGUUCGUGUGCAAGGUCGUGGAUCCGGAUAAUCCGUUUGGGACAUCCGAUGCCGUGCGAAUUCUGUUGCUGCAGUUUUCAGCUUUGCUUGUAGAGCAUGCCUCACAGCAUAUCCAUGAUGCUGCAAAUAAGCGUCAAGGAAUAAAAUUGCGUCGUCUGAUGACAUUUGCCUGGCCUUGUUUACUGUCCAAACAAUGCGUGGACCCAUCCACCAAGUACCACGGACAUUUGUUACUUGCCCACAUCAUUGCAAAGUUUGCUAUUCACAAGAGAAUCGUACUGCAGGUAUUCCACAGCUUGCUGAAGGCUCAUGCAGUCGAGGCUCGUGGAGUCGUCAAACAGGCUCUUGAUAUUUUAACACCGGCUAUGCCAGCUAGAAUGGAAGACGGAAAUGCGAAGUUAACUCACUGGACAAAGAAGAUCAUUGUGGAAGAAGGACACACAGUGGCACAGCUGGUUCACAUGCUGACAUUACUGGUUCGACAUUAUCGAGUAUACUAUCCAGUAAGAAUUCACCUGAUUCAGCACAUGGUUAGUGCUAUGCAAAGGCUUGGAUUCACUGCUAAUGCUUCCAUUGAACACCGCAAACUUGCUGUAGACCUGGCUGAAGUGAUUUUAAAAUGGGAACUGCAGCGAAUCAAGGACGAUCAAGAACAAACGACAAGUUCAGAGCAGACGGAACCAUCCACUCCUGUAACUGCUUCACAAGUGGGAAGUGUUAAGCGGCCCUCUGAAGACUCUGCCACGCCAGAAACAAAGAGGACAAGAUCAAUGUCCCAGAGCACAGCUUCCCGGGUAGCAGUUCAGGAAAGUCAGAUCAAGUCACCGCUGGAGAAGCACCAUGCUGAUGCUGUGGUCAACUUCCUCCUUAGAAUUGCUUGUCAGGUUAAUGAACCCUCCACCACCAUGGGAUCCCCUGGUGAAACUCUGUCACGGCGCUGCGUUGCGUUACUGAAGACCGCGCUCAGACCAGAUGUGUGGCCAGGAACUGAUUUGCGAGUGGGAUGGCUGGACAAGAUUCUGGUUACAGUGGAUCAAACACCAGCUGCCAACUAUGCCAAUGUCUGCACAGCUAUUGAGAUCUUAACUUAUCUGCUGUCAGUUCUGCCACAGCAAACCAUCCUGACACUGUUUAAACCUCUUCAGAGAGGCAUAGCUACGUGUAUGACAUGCCAAAACACCAAGGUCAUCCGUGCUAUCCACACACUCCUGGCCAGACUGAUGACUUUGUUUCCACUGGAAUCAGCUACAGCAACUUCAAAGUAUGAUGAAUUAGAAACUCUGUACGGCAACAUUGGCAAAGUGAUAUAUGAUGGUCUCACAAACUACGAAAGGUCUGCGAAUGGAGCAACUUCUAUUUUCUAUGGGCCUCUGAUGAUGCUUAAAGCUGCAUGCAUGCACAAUCCUUCAUACAUCGACAGAUUAAUGAAUCCGUUUUUCAAGGCGUUACAAAGAAUGCACAAAGAUCACAUAAACGCAGUUCUUGGAGAAAGUACAGGCGCUAGUGACAUGUUGAUUCUGUGUUUGGAGUUAAUCCGUGGUCGGUUGGGAGUGAUGAGUGCCGAGAUCAGGAAGCUCUUCUUUAUCAUCCUCACAACGCUUAUUGAAAAAUCACCCGACUCAAAGCUUCUUCGAGCCAUUACCAAGAUCGUAGAAGAUUGGAUAAAGACCAAAAUGACUCAGCUGACAAUUCAGCGACUGCCGACACUCAGAGAGAAGUCCUUGUUGUUGGUCCGAAUGAUGGUUAAUUACGAGAAGAGGUUUCCAGAAGAUUUUGAAUUACAAGCACAGUUCUUAGAGCUUGUCAAUUAUGUCUACAGAGAUGAGACCCUGGUGAGCACUGAACUGGCUUCCAAACUUGAGCCUGCAUUUUUAUCUGGUCUGCGAUGUAUCCAGCCACAAAUCCGAUCAAGAUUUAUGGAAGUUUUUGAUAAAACAAUGAAGAAGAAGUUGUACGAUCGACUGCUUUAUAUCUUCUGUUCUCAGAACUGGGAAGCAAUGGGCCCUCACUUCUGGAUUAAGCAGUGUAUUGAGCUUCUUCUGGCCGUGUCUGCGUGCGAGAGGCCCGUAACACCUUCCAGUACAUUCAGUAUGCUUCCAUCAGUGACGUCAUUCCUCCGGGCCGCAGACAACCAACUGAGUAAGGAAAUUCUGAAGCAUGCUCAGGAGAAGGCUGCAGUCUCCGAGGAAAACAAAGAGGAAAAGAUGGAGACAGACACCAGUGCUGCCGAGAACAACAAAGAAAAAGACGCAUCGCUUUGCCUUUUUGAGAUUGACGAUUCUGAGAAACUUCUGACCGCGAUGGACAAAGAGACUGGGUCCAGUCGACUAAAGGAGAUCGACACUGUACAGUUACUCGCUGAGAAGCAUGGGAAAUUCAUUGACAAGCUUCGUGAGGCCAAGACUGCUUCGUUCCUGGGUCCCAUGGCUCAACUGUGCCACAGGUACUCCAACCUCGCUCAUACAGUAUGGGUGGACCUGUUCCCUCAACUGUGGAAUCUGCUGACUGAGAAACAACAACAAGUUCUCGCUGGUGAGAUCAGUCCGUUCAUGUGCAGUGGAAGUCACUUGGUUCAACUUGAUACUUUUCCCAGUUCAGUUCACACCAUUCUUGAAGGCGUGUCCAAGUGUAGCCCCUCUGUACCUAUCCGGCCCUGUAUUCUCAAGUAUCUUGGUAAAACUCAUAACUCGUGGCACCGUUCUGGGUUAAUGCUUGAGGAUUACGCCAGUCUGUGUGAAGAAUAUUCCAAUCAUCAGAUUUCACAUCAGCAGCAACAAGUGAUCGAUUUUUCGCCUUUUGAAGAGGAUCCAUCAGAGAUAAACCAACAUGAAACUCUGGAUGCACUAGCCGAGAUGUAUUCACUGCUGAAUGAAGAGGACAUGUGGGCCGGCUUGUGGCAGCAGCGCUGUCGGUAUCCAGAAACAGCCACUGCUAUCGCUUAUGAGACUCAAGGCUUCUAUGAACAGGCGCAGUCUGCUUAUGAAGUGGUGAUGAGCAAGGCUCGUGAGGAGCAUAACCGUGGCCCCGCCAACCCUCAAUUGACGUCAGAAUACAAUUUGUGGGAAGAACAUUGGAUCAGUUGUUCCAAAGAACUCGGUCAGUGGGAUUUAUUGAUGGAAUUUGGAAAAACAAAGGGCCAUGCAAAUCCUUUCCUUGUGCUUGAGAGCGCAUGGCGAGUCCCUGAGUGGUCAUCAAUGAAGGACGCUCUAGCUCAGGUUGAAGUCAACUUCCCAGAAUCCAUUGCAUACAAGUUAAACUUAUAUCGAGGCUACAUUGCCAUUUGUCACCCAGACGAUCAACAUCUUAACAUGGUGGACAAACUUGUGGAGCAUUCCACUACUCAAGCAAUCCGUCAGUGGAGACGACUCCCUCCUGUGAUCUCACAACAACACAUUCCUUUGUUACAGGCAGCACAACAAAUCAUGGAACUGCAGGAAGCCGCUCAGAUUCAUACGGGACUUCAGCCUCCGAAUGUUGGACGAUCAACCAGUCUACAUGACAUGAAAGCUAUUGUGAAAACAUGGCGUAAUCGCCUUCCCAUGCCAUCUGAUAAUUUAUCACACUGGAGUGACGUGUUUAUGUGGAGACAUCAUCAUUAUCAGGCGAUUGUGGCAGCAUAUGAGAGUCAAGCCCAACAUGAACCGGUCAGUCAACACUUGCUUAUCGUCCUGUUAAUGCAUGGUUAUUUUCCUUCUAUUGAAACCUUUCCUUGUGCGUCACAAUUCGGAAAACUUCUGACCGCGAUGGACAAAGAGACUGGGUCCAGUCGACUAAAGGAGAUCGACACUGUACAGUUACUCGCUGAGAAGCAUGGGAAAUUCAUUGACAAGCUUCGUGAGGCCAAGACUGCUUCGUUCCUGGGUCCCAUGGCUCAACUGUGCCACAGGUACUCCAACCUCGCUCAUACAGUAUGGGUGGACCUGUUCCCUCAACUGUGGAAUCUGCUGACUGAGAAACAACAACAAGUUCUCGCUGGUGAGAUCAGUCCGUUCAUGUGCAGUGGAAGUCACUUGGUUCAACUUGAUACUUUUCCCAGUUCAGUUCACACCAUUCUUGAAGGCGUGUCCAAGUGUAGCCCCUCUGUACCUAUCCGGCCCUGUAUUCUCAAGUAUCUUGGUAAAACUCAUAACUCGUGGCACCGUUCUGGGUUAAUGCUUGAGGACUACGCCAGUCUGUGUGAAGAAUAUUCCAAUCAUCAGAUUUCACAUCAGCAGCAACAAGUGAUCGAUUUCUCGCCUUUUGAAGAGGAUCCAUCAGAGAUAAACCAACAUGAAACUCUGGAUGCACUAGCCGAGAUGUAUUCACUGCUGAAUGAAGAGGACAUGUGGGCCGGCUUGUGGCAGCAGCGCUGUCGGUAUCCAGAAACAGCCACUGCUAUCGCUUAUGAGACUCAAGGCUUCUAUGAACAGGCGCAGUCUGCUUAUGAAGUGGUGAUGAGCAAGGCUCGUGAGGAGCAUAACCGUGGCCCCGCCAACCCUCAAUUGACGUCAGAAUACAAUUUGUGGGAAGAACAUUGGAUCAGUUGUUCCAAAGAACUCGGUCAGUGGGAUUUAUUGAUGGAAUUUGGAAAAACAAAGGGCCAUGCAAAUCCUUUCCUUGUGCUUGAGAGCGCAUGGCGAGUCCCUGAGUGGUCAUCAAUGAAGGACGCUCUAGCUCAGGUUGAAGUCAACUUCCCAGAAUCCAUUGCAUACAAGUUAAACUUAUAUCGAGGCUACAUUGCCAUUUGUCACCCAGACGAUCAACAUCUUAACAUGGUGGACAAACUUGUGGAGCAUUCCACUACUCAAGCAAUCCGUCAGUGGAGACGACUCCCUCCUGUGAUCUCACAACAACACAUUCCUUUGUUACAGGCAGCACAACAAAUCAUGGAACUGCAGGAAGCCGCUCAGAUUCAUACGGGACUUCAGCCUCCGAAUGUUGGACGAUCAACCAGUCUACAUGACAUGAAAGCUAUUGUGAAAACAUGGCGUAAUCGCCUUCCCAUGCCAUCUGAUAAUUUAUCACACUGGAGUGACGUGUUUAUGUGGAGACAUCAUCAUUAUCAGGCGAUUGUGGCAGCAUAUGAGAGUCAAGCCCAACAUGAACCGGUCAGUCAACACUUGCUUAUCGUCCUGUUAAUGCAUGGUUAUUUUCCUUUCCAAGUCAAUGUUUCUCUUCAGACUCAGCUGACAAUUCAGCGACUGCCGACACUCAGAGAGAAGUCCUUGUUGUUGGUCCGAAUGAUGGUUAAUUACGAGAAGAGGUUUCCAGAAGAUUUUGAAUUACAAGCACAGUUCUUAGAGCUUGUCAAUUAUGUCUACAGAGAUGAGACCCUGGUGAGCACUGAACUGGCUUCCAAACUUGAGCCUGCAUUUUUAUCUGGUCUGCGAUGUAUCCAGCCACAAAUCCGAUCAAGAUUUAUGGAAGUUUUUGAUAAAACAAUGAAGAAGAAGUUGUACGAUCGACUGCUUUAUAUCUUCUGUUCUCAGAACUGGGAAGCAAUGGGCCCUCACUUCUGGAUUAAGCAGUGUAUUGAGCUUCUUCUGGCCGUGUCUGCGUGCGAGAGGCCCGUAACACCUUCCAGUACAUUCAGUAUGCUUCCAUCAGUGACGUCAUUCCUCCGGGCCGCAGACAACCAACUGAGUAAGGAAAUUCUGAAGCAUGCUCAGGAGAAGGCUGCAGUCUCCGAGGAAAACAAAGAGGAAAAGAUGGAGACAGACACCAGUGCUGCCGAGAACAACAAAGAAAAAGACGCAUCGCUUUGCCUUUUUGAGAUUGACGAUUCUGAGAAACUUCUGACCGCGAUGGACAAAGAGACUGGGUCCAGUCGACUAAAGGAGAUCGACACUGUACAGUUACUCGCUGAGAAGCAUGGGAAAUUCAUUGACAAGCUUCGUGAGGCCAAGACUGCUUCGUUCCUGGGUCCCAUGGCUCAACUGUGCCACAGGUACUCCAACCUCGCUCAUACAGUAUGGGUGGACCUGUUCCCUCAACUGUGGAAUCUGCUGACUGAGAAACAACAACAAGUUCUCGCUGGUGAGAUCAGUCCGUUCAUGUGCAGUGGAAGUCACUUGGUUCAACUUGAUACUUUUCCCAGUUCAGUUCACACCAUUCUUGAAGGCGUGUCCAAGUGUAGCCCCUCUGUACCUAUCCGGCCCUGUAUUCUCAAGUAUCUUGGUAAAACUCAUAACUCGUGGCACCGUUCUGGGUUAAUGCUUGAGGAUUACGCCAGUCUGUGUGAAGAAUAUUCCAAUCAUCAGAUUUCACAUCAGCAGCAACAAGUGAUCGAUUUUUCGCCUUUUGAAGAGGAUCCAUCAGAGAUAAACCAACAUGAAACUCUGGAUGCACUAGCCGAGAUGUAUUCACUGCUGAAUGAAGAGGACAUGUGGGCCGGCUUGUGGCAGCAGCGCUGUCGGUAUCCAGAAACAGCCACUGCUAUCGCUUAUGAGACUCAAGGCUUCUAUGAACAGGCGCAGUCUGCUUAUGAAGUGGUGAUGAGCAAGGCUCGUGAGGAGCAUAACCGUGGCCCCGCCAACCCUCAAUUGACGUCAGAAUACAAUUUGUGGGAAGAACAUUGGAUCAGUUGUUCCAAAGAACUCGGUCAGUGGGAUUUAUUGAUGGAAUUUGGAAAAACAAAGGGCCAUGCAAAUCCUUUCCUUGUGCUUGAGAGCGCAUGGCGAGUCCCUGAGUGGUCAUCAAUGAAGGACGCUCUAGCUCAGGUUGAAGUCAACUUCCCAGAAUCCAUUGCAUACAAGUUAAACUUAUAUCGAGGCUACAUUGCCAUUUGUCACCCAGACGAUCAACAUCUUAACAUGGUGGACAAACUUGUGGAGCAUUCCACUACUCAAGCAAUCCGUCAGUGGAGACGACUCCCUCCUGUGAUCUCACAACAACACAUUCCUUUGUUACAGGCAGCACAACAAAUCAUGGAACUGCAGGAAGCCGCUCAGAUUCAUACGGGACUUCAGCCUCCGAAUGUUGGACGAUCAACCAGUCUACAUGACAUGAAAGCUAUUGUGAAAACAUGGCGUAAUCGCCUUCCCAUGCCAUCUGAUAAUUUAUCACACUGGAGUGACGUGUUUAUGUGGAGACAUCAUCAUUAUCAGGCGAUUGUGGCAGCAUAUGAGAGUCAAGCCCAACAUGAACCGCAGAGUAACCACUCCAUGCUUGGUGUCCACGCCUCUGCCUGGGCCAUUAUUCAUUAUGGUUACAUAGCAAGAAAGCAAGGCCUGACGGGAGUGUGUUUGGACUCGCUGAGCAGAAUCCACACGAUUCCCAGCGUUCCUAUCGUGGACUGUUUCCAAAAGAUCAGACAACAGGUUAAAUGUUACCUGCAGAUGGCUGGCGGCAUGGGCAAGCAAGAGUUACAAGAGGGUCUUGAAGUUAUCGAGUCCACGAAUCUAAAAUACUUUUCCAAGGAAAUGACGGCUGAGUUCUUUGCCCUCAAAGGAAUGUUCCUCGCACAUAUUGGCAGGUCUGAAGAUGCAAACAAAGCUUUCUCGCAAGCUGUUCAAAUGCAGGAUUCGCUCGUGAAGGCCUGGGCCCUGUGGGGAGACUACCUUGAUGGUCUGUUUGUGCUGGAGAGGAACAUGCAGCUGGGGGUGUCAGCCAUUGUUUGUUAUCUUCACGCCUGUAGACACCAAAACGAGGCCAAGUGCCGCAAAUAUCUGGCGCGGACUAUCUGGCUUAUGACGUAUGAUGACGAAAAGGGGUCUAUCUCGGAAGCAGUGGACAAAUACUGUGUUGGUGUCCCCCCGGUUCACUGGCUGCCUUGGAUUCCUCAACUGCUGACGUGUUUAGUUCGGCGUGAAGGUCAGAAGAUCCUGAACCUUCUGUGUAACAUUGGACGAGUUCAUCCUCAGGCCAUGUAUUUCCCAAUUAGGACAUUGUACCUAACGUGGAAGAUUGAACAGCGAGAGAGACACAAAAUGGAGGCUGCCGCAGCAGUCAUUACAAGUCAGCGGUCUUCCACAGGAGGCAACAACACCACCGCCUCUACAGAAUCACAAAACGCGACUCCAGCCGCUGUGAAAGCCAGUACAACUGGUUCCGAAACUGGUCAAACCAGUACAGCGUCCGCGUCGACAACAAGCAGAAGUGCUGGUUCAGCACCAGUCAGUUCUUCAAUACAUGACAAAGCAGCAGGUUCAAAAGCAGUCACUCCGACAACACCAUCAACACCGACUGCUCUUGUUGCUCCAACGACUCCUACUGCCACUGAACAGGCUCCAGCAACCUCUGCGGCAACUUCCACAACUGCCGGCUCCACCACUCCAACUACAACAGGCACCCCACAGGGAACCGGCGCCACGCCAGCCAGCAGUCAGAGUGACCCUGGAGCGAUCAGAGCCACAGCUCAGAUGUGGCGCUGUAGUAAGAUCAUGCACCUUCUGAGGGACCUUCAUCCAACUCUUCUCUCAGCCCUUGAAGGGGUCGUCGAUCAGAUGGUGUGGUUCAGAGAGUGCUGGCACGAGGAAGUACUGAGACAGCUGCGGCAAGGACUCACAAAAUGUUAUCAAGUGGCAUUUGAGACAAGAGGAGAUGUUGCAGCCGCCCGUGUCACGCCUCACACAUCGAGUUUUGUGAAGAAGUUGGUCAGCACAUUCGGGAUCGGAUUUGAGUCGGCCUCAAGUGUAUCAAGCACAUUUUCAUCAGCUGCAUCAGAGUCCCUGGCUAGAAGGGCCCAGGCUACGGCUCAAGAUCCAGUAUUCCAGAGGCUGAAAGAACAGUUUUCUAUCGAUUUUGACUUCAGUCAACCAGGCGCCAUGGGGCUUCACAAUUUGAUUGGGAAACUAAAGAAGUGGAUCAAGAUUCUCGAGGAGAAAGCUAAACUUCUUCCAAAUUCAUUUCUCUUGGAAGAAAGAUGUCGCUUCCUCAGUAAUUUCACAACAUCCACAGCAGAAGUGGAACUUCCUGGCGAGUUCCUUAUGCCCAAGGCCAACACGCAUAGCCCAUACUACAUCAGAAUUGCUCGGUUUAUGCCGCGAGUUGAACUUGUCCAGAAACACAACUUUUCCGCCAGACGCUUGUACAUCAGGGGCAACAACGGAAAGAUCUAUCCAUAUCUUGUGGUGAACGAUGCUUGUAUGACAGAAUCAAGAAGAGAAGAGAGAAUUCUCCAGUUAUUGCGGCUUCUGAAUCUUUAUUUAGAGAAGAGAAAGGAGUCCUGUAAGAGGCAUCUUUUAUUCACUGUUCCACGCGUUGUUGCUGUGUCGCCUCAAAUGCGACUCAUAGAGGACAACCCAUCGUUCAUCUCUCUCAGAGAAAUCCUUACUGAGCGUUGUGAUAAGAAGCACGUGGAAUCUGAUGCACCAAUUGCCUUGUACUACGAACGCCUCGCUUCCGUGCAAUCACGUGGCUGUCAGGUGACUCACCAGGUCCUGAGGGACAUUCUUAAAGAGGUGCAGCUCACGCUAGUGCCUGAAGUGCUUCUAAAAGAAUGGGCCCAGUACACUUAUCAGGACCCUUCAGACUAUUGGACCUUCAGGAAACAGCUCUCUAUUCAACUGGCUCUGUCCGGUUUUGCCGAGUUCAUAUUACACCUGACAAGACUGGGCCCGGAAAUGCUUCAAAUUGCACAGGACUCAGGUCGACUUACUGUCUCAUAUAGUCGCUUUGAGGUUGACGACACUAAAGGUGAACUGGACGCGAACCGUCCCGUACCUUUCCGACUCACUCCGAACAUUGCCGAGUUCGUGACGCCGGUCGGCGUGAAUGGAGUGAUGACAGCGGCUAUUGUGUCCGCCGCGCGGUGUUUAGCUGAGCCUCACUUCAGCGUACAGAGUGUGUUAAGGGCGGUGCUACGAGACGAGAUGAUUGCUUGGCACAAGAAGAAACAAGACGAGACGCACUCCCUCCCCCUGACUAACCCACCAACUGACAUGGAUAGUGAGUUACUGAUUACACUCGUGAAUGGAGCUGUUACUGCUAUCACCACAAGAUUACAAAACCUGGCUCAAUACGAGGGCGGUGAAACCAAGGUGACAACUCUGAUCGCGGCGGCCACUAGUCCUGAUAACUUGUGUCGAAUGGAUCCUGCUUGGCACCCAUGGCUGUAGAACACCUUCCACCACCAAGUCCAUGGUCAAAAUGAUCUCUUAAUUAUCGAUGGAUAUCCAGAGGCCCAGUUGGUUCAUCGUCCAAAGUCAUCACGCUUACCGUUAAUAAGUUCCUUAGAAGAGUCGUUUAUAAUCGAUCUCAAUUAUCCCUGCUCGUUUACAGUUAAUUUCACUUCUUUGUUGUUUUUAGGCCUCGUUCACCCUACACCAGAUGAAUCUGGAAACGCAGAUUUAUUUCGGUUAGGCCUACCGUCCGCACUAAUCCGUCACGAAAACGGAGCCUUUCGAAAAUGCUCUUUAAACCGGAGGAAUUUGAAAACGACGGCUUUUCGUUUUCGUGUGAACGGAAAACAUUUUGACAGCGGAGCUUUUUCUCGAAAAGGAUGACGUUACGAUAAACAUGUGAUGUUCUCCUCAAACACAAAUCCAAAAUGAUCGGUGAUUUUUUUGCGUUUUUCAAUUCCUCCGGCGUAGUGUGGACGGAAAACAUUUGAAGCGUUUUCACAGUGAAACUUACGUUUUCAAAUUCCUCCGGCGUGGUGUGGACGAGGCCUUUAAUGUUUUCUUUGUAAGAAAAGCAUUAUUUCAAUAUUUCUCUCGUUGAUUAUGCUGUUGAUCACAAAGAAACGACUUAACAUAUCGUGACGUGGAUCGCGUGCUAUUUGCAGACUUAUUUCCUGGUGUCUUGACACGUUCAUUGUACAUGUAGUUCUAAGAGGAACAAAUUACCUACUCAUUGAAGGAAAUAUUCGUGAUCUUAGUAGAAAUGACGAUGCUGUCCAAAUUUAAGUCUUGCAGCUGUUUCAGCUGUUGUUUAUAUCUUGGCCAACUGGAUUUUUUAGGCAAGUAGCUGCCACGAAAACGAACUUUUUCAAAAAGUAAUUAACUAAGCUGGUUAACAGUUGUAUAUCUCGAGUUUUUGCCCGUCAUAGCUUUAUUUCGAAGUUAUCAUAAAGUUGCUAGUAAUGUACAUGUCUUGUAGAAGGAAACCAUGCGACUUUCAUUAGUAUAAAUGAUCAUUGUAAAGUUCUUUUGUUUUGAAUUUUAUUUUCAGUUUUUUGCAUAUUUCAUUUUAUUCAUUUAAAAAUAAGAUAUUAAAACCAGUGGAAAUGUG